ACAGAGUUCUCUCUCUCUCUCUCUCUCUCUCUCUCUCUCUCUAGAAUUCUUGAAUUUCCUGAUUUUGCUUCAUUCAAUUCAACUAAUUCAUUGAAUCUGCUGCUCCAAAAUCCAAAGUGAUUAAUUAGGAUAAGGCAAAGGGAGAGACUGCUACAUCAAGGGAUAAUUAGUCUCACCUCCAUCUCUGGCAGCCCUAGGCAAUGGCGCACAAGGUGUCAACGAUAGUGCUGAAGGUUGAUCUUGCAUGCACACGCUGCAACGAUAAGAUCAGGAAAGUCCUCUGUAAAUACCGCGAGAGAUAUCAAAUACAGGAGGAGAUAUAUGACGAGAAAAACAACACCGUCACCAUCAGUGGCCCCUUCUGUCCCAGGAAGCUCGCUAAAAAGCUCUGCUGCAAAGCUGGAAAUGCCAUUAAAUGCAUCAACAUCGUCGAGAAAAAGCCUCCACCGCCUCCUCCUCCGCCCCCUCCUCCUCUCGGGCCUCCGCCGCCACCGCCGAGGCGGCCGCCAACACGGCCACCGAGUCUACCGUCGCCUCGUCCUACCCCCGUGGUUGUUGUUGAGGUUGUUGUUGAGGUUCCUCCGCCUCAAUCUAAUUCGGCCCCACCUAGACGGUCACUUAAAUCAGCUCCCCCAGCACCUUAUGAGUAUGGAGAGGGACCAUGUGGUCAAAGUUAUGGAGGAGCACCGCAGCCGUGGUACGAUGGCUGUGGCAGAUCGCCACCGCAGUGGUACAGUGGAUAUGGAAGUCCAAGUUACUUCAGCGAAGAGGACCCAAAUUCAUGCAUCAUCAUGUAAUGUUUGUCUUUUCUGAGGAGAAAGAAAAUGUAAUGUUGUUGUUGUUGUAAGUUGUAACAUAUUUUCAAUUGAUGAUUGGAUUAAGUGUAAACU
Molecule: messenger RNA, 890 nt
Organism: Macadamia integrifolia
Lineage: Eukaryota; Viridiplantae; Streptophyta; Magnoliopsida; Proteales; Proteaceae
Product: protein PYRICULARIA ORYZAE RESISTANCE 21-like
Exons: 4
Coding region: 201-797 (198 amino acids)
Biological process (GO): regulation of defense response to fungus
Source: RefSeq, a predicted model, not a curated record